AUGUCCGCACUCGUCGACAAGCUCAAGGGCAAGGCGAAGACCCUCUCCAAAGGCGACAAGAUCCCCUCCUCCGCCGCCCUCAAGGAAGACAACCCCGAGAAAGGCACCGUCGACCUCUCCUCCCUCCCCGGCACCAACAUCAUCGUCGGCGUCCCCGGCGCCUUCACCCCACCCUGCUCCUCGCAAGUCCCCGGCUACGUCCAGCAAGCCGACCAAUUCGCGGCCAAGGGCGUCAAGGGCAUCUACAUCGUCGCUGUCAACGAUGCCUUCACCACCCAGGCCUGGAAGGAGAAGCUGAAUGCCAACCACCCACUUGUGCACUUCCUCGCCGACGACACUGGUGCGUUCUCGAAGGCUGCGGGUCUCGAUUUUGAUGCGAGUGGGUUGUUGGGCAACCACCGUUCGCAGAGGUAUGCGGCCAUUGUGGAGAAUGGGGCUGUGAAGGAUAUUUUUGUGGAGGAUGAGGCGCCGGGUGUUACUGUAACUGAGGCUGCUAAGGUUCUACAGCAUGUUUAG
Molecule: messenger RNA, 516 nt
Organism: Fulvia fulva
Lineage: Eukaryota; Fungi; Ascomycota; Dothideomycetes; Mycosphaerellales; Mycosphaerellaceae
Product: Peroxisomal membrane associated protein 20
Exons: 2
Coding region: 1-516 (171 amino acids)
Biological process (GO): cellular response to oxidative stress; hydrogen peroxide catabolic process; cell redox homeostasis
Cellular component (GO): mitochondrion; peroxisome; cytoplasm
Molecular function (GO): thioredoxin peroxidase activity
Source: RefSeq, a predicted model, not a curated record